This is a messenger RNA of Naumovozyma castellii, 1536 nucleotides long. It is a transcript of the gene RRB1, whose product is annotated as ribosome biosynthesis protein RRB1. The transcript has a single exon. NCBI's taxonomy places the organism in Eukaryota, Fungi, Ascomycota, Saccharomycetes, Saccharomycetales, Saccharomycetaceae. The record is from RefSeq and is a predicted model, not a curated record. Bases 1 to 1536 code for a protein of 511 amino acids.
AUGGCCAAGAGAUCCAUUGAAAAUGAUGAAGACGAUAGAGUCGUUUCUGCAAGAAUUGAUAUCCAGAAUGCUCACCCUGCUAGAUCUUCCAAUGAAGAUGACACUAAUAUGAUUGGUGAUGAGGAAGGACAAUUCAGCGAUGAUUUUGAAAGUGAUGAGGAAAUCAUCGAAGUGGACGAUGAAGAAGAUGAAGAUCCAGAAUUAAAAAAACAAAAGGCAGAAGAACUAAUAGCCCAAGAUACUCAAGCCGAUGAAACUACCAAUCAAGGUCAAGAGUUGUAUCUACCCCAUUUAUCUCGUCCACUUGGACCAGAUGAAGUUCUCGAGGCUGACCCUUCGGUUUAUGAAAUGUUGCAUAAUGUGAAUGUCCCAUGGCCUUGUAUGACUUUAGAUAUUAUCCCAGAUAAUUUAGGAUCUGAACGUAGAAAUUAUCCGCAAUCACUUUUAAUGGCUACUGCCACUCAAGCAUCCAGAAAGAAGGAAAAUGAAUUAAUGGUUUUAAGUCUUUCCAAUUUGGUUAAAACUUUAGUGAAAGAUGAUGAGGAAGAAGAAGAGGAAGAUGUUGACAAUGAAGAUGAUCGUGAUGAUUCUGAUCCUAUCAUUGAAAAUGAAAAUAUUCCAUUAAGAGACACCACUAAUAGAUUAAAAAUAUCACCAUUUGCAUCUUCUAAAGAAGAAGUUUUAGCUGCCACCAUGAGCGAAAAUGGUGAGGUCUAUAUCUUCGAUUUAGGUCCACAAAGUAAGGCAUUUUCCACGCCUGGUUAUAAAGUUCCAAAAGCUGCAAAAAGGCCAAUCCAUACCGUUAAAAACCAUGGUAAUGUUGAAGGUUAUGCACUAGAUUGGUCACCAUUGACUAAAACCGGCGCCUUAUUAACCGGUGAUUGUUCUGGUCAAAUAUAUUUCACACAAAGACAUACUUCUAAAUGGAUUACUGAUAAGCAACCAUUUACCGUUGCAAAUAAUCAGUCAAUUGAAGAUAUUCAAUGGUCCCGUACAGAAUCAACAGUCUUUGCGUCUGCAGGUUGUGAUGGAUAUAUAAGGAUUUGGGAUACCAGAUCCAAGAAACAUAAGCCUGCUAUUUCAGUAAAGGCCUCAAAUACAGAUGUCAAUGUCAUUAGUUGGAGUGAAAAAUUGGGAUACUUACUUGCAAGUGGUGAUGAUAAUGGUACUUGGGGGGUUUGGGAUUUAAGGCAAUUUUCUCCUGAGAAUGCUGGUAGUGUACAACCUGUGGCACAAUACGACUUCCAUAAAGGUGCUAUUACAUCAAUUAGUUUCAAUCCACUAGAUGAAUCUAUUAUUGCCGUGGGUUCCGAAGAUAAUACUGUUACAUUAUGGGAUUUGUCUGUGGAAGCUGAUGACGAAGAAAUUAAGCAACAAGCUGCUGAGACGAAAGAGUUGCAACAGAUUCCUCCACAAUUAUUAUUUGUUCACUGGCAAAAGGAAGUUAAAGAUGUUAAAUGGCAUAAACAAAUUCCAGGGUGUUUAGUCAGUACCGGUACUGAUGGUCUUAAUAUAUGGAAAACCAUUAGUGUUUAA